AUGCCGGAGCGUUUUAACAAGAGCUUUGCCAUGCAUCUCGGCUACCUUCAGGAGAUCAUCAACGGUCCUCUGUACUCAGUCAUCACUUUCGUGAAUAAGGAAUUCGUUGGGCCUCUCAUUAAUCCUUCUAGCUGUCGGGUUUCUCUACCGGGCGAUAUUUUUAUUAUCGUUAUGGAGGGUGCUCUUGAAAUAAACGUCUUUUCACCAAAAAGUGAGGAAACUGGAGCAGCGCUGAAGGGCAUUUUUGUAUCUGAUGAUGUGGUCUACGUUCCUCAUCAAUUCAAGCACCGUGCAAAGCUCGCUAACUCCGAAACCUCCCAUGCCAUUGCUUUGAGCAUCAUCAACCGUGCUCCCGCAUUGGAACUUAAUUUAGAUGAACCGAAUGAUAAAAAUAGUAGUCUAUUUCGUGAACUCCUACUAUCCACUCACAACAGUCCAAAGAACAUGCUCGACAUUCUUUACAUCGAUUUAAACGCGGAGGAUGGAAUAGAGUUUGUUUUCCGUAAAUGGUUGAAGGGUAUAGAUGGCGUGUUUACGAACAAGGAGAUGAAGUUGAUAAAUUGGGAGGCAAAUGAAUUGAGAAAACAAUUUAUGGAAGACACACCGGCUGCGAAAUUGCAUUUCACCGAAGAGGCGGGGCACGCAGCUCUUUACGGACCACAUUGGGAUGAUCCCAACUUCGUUGAUCUCGAAGCCGAUGUGGCUAACAUCGAGAAGGCUAUGCGCUUUCCUGAUCCGCAUGUCGAAGGAUGCGUCAAAUUUGGUCAGGAGCUUGGACCUGAUACACUCAUUCGUCUCACUCGUCGGUCGGUACUAAGUCUGAUUCUCAGGUCCGAUGAUGAUUUUGCUUGCCUGCAUCACAGCCUCGCCAAUGGUGAUGAUGUGAGAUCUGAAAAUGAACCGAGGUGCUUGCGGAUACCCUCAAAGUUUCUUCCGAUGAUCCAGUGGCUGAUUGCUAUUUAUCCCAAAAGUACAAUGAUCUACAACCUACCUGGAGGCAACGUGUAUGAUCAGGUAACUUGUUUGCUCAAAUAA
Messenger RNA from Hydatigera taeniaeformis, 1035 nucleotides. The record is from the annotation of a GenBank genome assembly. Lineage: Eukaryota; Metazoa; Platyhelminthes; Cestoda; Cyclophyllidea; Taeniidae.